AUAAAUUUGGAUCGUUAGUUCCGGUUGGAGCAGGUGCAGAUAAAUUUGGAUCGUUAGUUCCGGUUGGAGCAGGUGCAGACAAAUUUGGUGUAGUGUUAUUUGGAUUGUUAUUUCCGGUUGUAGUAGGUUAUGUCGAUUAUCCUGAUUGUCUUCCAUAUGAUAUUUCCGAUCGGCAAGUAAAGAAUGAAUAUG
Messenger RNA from Racocetra fulgida, 192 nucleotides. Lineage: Eukaryota; Fungi; Glomeromycota; Glomeromycetes; Diversisporales; Gigasporaceae. The record is from the annotation of a GenBank genome assembly.